AUGUACCACCUGCUGGCGGGGCUCUACGCGGAGUGGGCCAAGAAACCGGUGUACAAUGUGUUGCUCGUGGGUCUGAAGGGCUCGGGAAAGACGUGGGUGCUCGAGCGCCUCCGCGAAAUGCACGCGGGGGGGCAGGGGCCGUCGGGCCGCAUCGCGCCGACCGUGGGGCAGAACGUCCUCGACGUGACGUACAAAAGGAGCGUGCUCCAUUUCUGGGACCUGGGAGGGGCGGCGUCGAUGCGCGUGCUCUGGGACGAGUACCUCCCGGACGCGGCCGCAGUCGUGUGGGUGCUCGACGCCCCGCGCUGGGCCCAAGACGCAAAGAUCGACGGCGAGCGGCAGCCGACGUACCGCGCGGCGGUGUGCGACGCGCUCUUCCAGCUCGCCCAGGAUGCGGCCGCACGCAACCAGCCGAUCGUCGUCGUCGUCGCCCAGCUCGACCAGGCACCGUUUGCGGGGCCGGGGCUCGACCAGGCGUCCGGCGUGGCACUCGUGGAGCACGUCCACAUCCACGUCGUCGAACAGUGGGCCAAGUUUGUAGACGAGACGACGUCUGCCGCGACGCUCAACCCGCACUGGACAUUUGUGGGGCUGAGCGCCGCGUCGGGCGACGGCGUCCCUGCGGCGCUUGAUACCAUCCACAGCAAGGCGGUGCGCUACGCAAGCACCGCGCCGUAG
Messenger RNA from Malassezia japonica, 678 nucleotides. RefSeq names its product ADP-ribosylation factor protein 3 (gene ARL3). Gene Ontology annotation, cellular component: Golgi apparatus. The transcript has 3 exons. The coding region runs from base 1 to 678 and encodes 225 amino acids. NCBI's taxonomy places the organism in Eukaryota, Fungi, Basidiomycota, Malasseziomycetes, Malasseziales, Malasseziaceae. Gene Ontology annotation, biological process: protein localization to Golgi apparatus; intracellular protein transport; Golgi to plasma membrane protein transport. The record is from RefSeq and is a predicted model, not a curated record. Gene Ontology annotation, molecular function: GTPase activity; GTP binding.